CCUUUUGACUACAAAGUUGGCCUUAUUAAAAACAAUGUUGGUCUUAUUGAAUACAAUGUUGGUCUUAUCGAAUACAGUGUUGGUCUUAUUGAAUACAGUGUUGGUCUUAUUGAAUACAAUGUUGUCCUUAUUGACUGUAAUGUUGGUCUUAUUGAAUACAAUUUUGGUCUUAUUGAAUACAAUGUCGGUCUUAUUGAAUACAAUGUUGGUCUUAUUGAAAACAAUGUUGGUCUUAUUGAAUACAAUGUUGAUCUUAUUGCACACAAUGUUGGUCUUAUUGAAUACAAUGUUGACCUUAUUGAAUACAAUGUCGGUCUUAUUGAAUACAAUAUUGGUCUUAUUGAAUACAAUGUUGGUCUUAUUGAAUACAAUGUUGGCCUUAUUGAAUACAGUGUUGGUCUUGUUGAAUACAAUGUUGGUCUUAUUGAAUACAAUGUUGGUCUUAUUGAAUACAAUGUAGGCCUUAUUGAAUACAGUGUUGGUCUUGUUGAAUACAGUGUUGGUCUUAUUGAAUACAGUGUUGGUGUUACUGAAUACAAUGUUGGUCUUAUUGAAUACAAUGUAGGCCUUAUCGAAUACAGUGUUGGUCUUAUUGAAUACAGUGUUGGUCUUAUUGAAUACAGUGUUGGUCUUACUGAAUACAAUGUUGGUCUUAUUGAAUACAGUGUUGGUGUUAUUGCAUACAAUGUUGGUCUUAUUGAAUACAGUGUUGGUCUUAUUGAAUACAAUGUUGGCCUUAUUGAAUACAGUGUUGGUCUUAUUGCACACAGUGUUGGUCUUAUUGAAAGCAAUGUCGGCCGUAUUGAAUACAAAUAUUGA
Lottia gigantea (owl limpet) is the source of this 819-nucleotide messenger RNA. RefSeq lists its product as hypothetical. The transcript has 2 exons. The annotation marks the transcript as partial. The record is from RefSeq and is a predicted model, not a curated record. NCBI's taxonomy places the organism in Eukaryota, Metazoa, Mollusca, Gastropoda, Lottiidae.